Messenger RNA from Scaptodrosophila lebanonensis, 3911 nucleotides. It is a transcript of the gene dbf, whose product is annotated as putative mediator of RNA polymerase II transcription subunit 26. Bases 328 to 3780 code for a protein of 1150 amino acids. Gene Ontology annotation, molecular function: nucleic acid binding; zinc ion binding. The transcript has 2 exons. Lineage: Eukaryota; Metazoa; Arthropoda; Insecta; Diptera; Drosophilidae. The record is from RefSeq and is a predicted model, not a curated record.
ACACACACACACCAGUCUCCUUCGAUAACUGCGAAUGAGUGGCUGUCAAUAAACCUUAGACAGCUUUGCAAAAUUAAUCGCCUGCUAUUGUUAUGUAUUUUUUGACGGGUUCCAAGUACCUCACACAUUUAACACCAAUUUAGACAAAUUCAAAUGUUUUGCUAACAUUUCGUAUUAAUAAGUGGUCGAAGAAUUUGCACGGCCCCAGUGUUAAUCCGUUUACUGCAUUUUUUAUUUUCUAUGUGAAAAGGCGGAAGUCCUUGCUAAAAAUUGUUUGUUGUCGUACCACAAACGUAACCAGAUGAACUAAAAACGCCCAUACGUCAAAUGAAAAUGCUCGUACGUGAAAACGAUUUAGGUCCCCACAUACCAUUGGUGCAUCAGCAGAUUGCGCUGCUAUGUGCGAAGAACAUAAACAGGAAGGCCCAGGCCGUGCCAUCGUAUGCGGCCAAGCAGGAUGUGCCCGUUAUUGUUGAGCUGCAACGUAUGGAUGAGGAUGUACGCUACCGCUAUGAGGUGAACCUGCGGAACGAAGAGUCCGAGCUGAAGACGCAGUCCUUCCGGUUGCCCGUCUGUCCAUUGCAUGGAGAGGCCAGGCAAGACGCCGUAGUGCUCUACACUGGAGGGAAGAAUGUGCCCGUAUUAUCCGCACCCUCUUGCCCGAAGCAGGUCGAAAACGAUUCUCAUCGCAUGGGAGCGGACAAUGACGUGAAAUGCAGUGUCAGCAGCGACACGGCUAGAGGAACUGAAAAGUCACUUUUUGUGGUACAGCAGGCAUAUCAUACCGUGGACGAGGAGGCUAUAAGGGGAAGUCAACCACUGUCUAAGCAUACAAUAAUGUCAUUCGAGGCACCACUCGUAUCCAUGGUGGCGCCCGAACAUAUACGCGUUCAUUUUGCCAAAGCAUUGCAACAGCAUUGUCGCAGAGAAAUGAUCAAAAUUGAUCUGAUGGAGCUAACUCGACUGAAUGUACUGAGCAGUAGUAGUAGUUGCCACCGUCGGAACGAGCUGAAGUCCAUAACCGGCUACAAGCAAAUCAAUGAUUUGUGUGUUUUCAAUCCGAAGGUCCACCAGAACCAGGACCAGCGCCAGCAAGCCCCAACGUCACCACCAGAAAGAAAAGUGCCGUAUCUGCAUCUGCAGCCGAGCUACCAAAACACGGCCAACAUUAAGCAACAGGUGUAUGAAUACAAACCACUGCCCCAGUUUCAAUACUCCGGCUUUGAAUAUAUGUAUAAUCAGUACCAACAGAGGCAAACGCACAUAGAAGAACAGAAGCAACAUCAGCAGCAGCAUUUCUAUCAAAGCGUGCACACAACAUAUCAUCAUCGACAGCAAAGCCAGAUAUUCCAGUAUCGAAAGCAGGUGCAGCUGCAGCAGCAUCGGAGACAAUAUCAACCCUAUCCACAGCCGUAUCCCGAUCGGCAAGAAAGGCACAGAAAUGUUGUCGGCUUUAAGGGAUCAAACAAUUAUUUGGAACAACUACAUAUGUUAAAAGAACUGCCGGAGCUGAAAUAUGAGGAACAGUUCCAGCGGCAGAGGCUCAGAGAACUGACGAGUUUUAAAGAGUCCAGCACAUUCCUGGCGCCACAGCUCUCAUAUAAGUCAUUACCACAGCUAGAAUACUAUAAUAAUCAUGAUAUGUUCAAGCAACAGGAAUUCGAGCAGCAGCAACGAGAUCAACAGCAACAAGAGCAACUGAAGCGAGAGCAGCAGGGAGAGCUUGAGCUGAGAGAGCAACAGAUAGAGUGGCAACAAAGAGAGUUGCAAAGGAUAGAGUGGUAUCAGCAAGAACAGCAACAACGUGAGCAGCAACAACGUGAGCAGAAACAACGUGAGCAGCAACAACGUGAGCAGCAACAACGUGAGCAGCAACAACGCGAGCAGCAACAACGUGAGCAGCAACAACGUGAGAAGAAACAACGUGAACAGCAACUGCGGGAGAGGCAACAACGUGAGCAGCAUCAGCGAGAGAGGCAGCAGCGAGAACGGCAACGUUACAUUCAGCAGCAGCAGGAGAAGUACGGAAAGCUGAUCAACUUUAAGGAGCCGGGAAAGUUAUUGAAACAGCUACCCAAUUAUAGGCCUGUUCAACAUAUGGAGUUCUACAACUCAAAAUAUGCGCCUAAGCAGCUACAGAGUCAGCUGCAAAUCAAGCAACAGGAGCUGUCACAGCCGCAAGGCCACCAUCUGGACCGCAAAGGUUCAAUCAAGAUUUAUAACAAUGAGUAUCCGCGACAGAGUAUUGACCAGUCAUAUCAGCAGUUUCCGAUUCAGUCCAGUCUGCAGAGACAUAACCUUCAGUUCCAGCAACAGCACCAACAUUCCAAGAGCUCUUUGAACUUUAGGGAGGCGAGCAAAUUGCUGGAACGACUGCCGCCAUACAAUACAUGUCCGCCGGUAAGCCAUUGUGAUCCCAAUAUAAGCGUCCAGCAGCACGAACAACAGCGGCCGCAACACCGUAACCAGCAGUCGCAUACUCCACAACGACAGGAACAGCAGAUAUCCAGAAUCUCAAUGAACCUUGGGGACGCAAGCAAAUAUCUCGAUCGACUGCCGCCAUACAUUACGUUUCCACAGCUAAACCACUACGAUUUCAAUAUAAGUCUGAAGCAGAACGGACUUCAGCAGCAACAGAGCCAGCAGGAAUCGCAAUCCCAGGAGAAUUUCACGCACACCAUAAGCUUCAAGGAGUCAAGUGCUCUACUGGAGCGACUGCCAGAAUAUAAUCCGAUUCGCAUGAUCAAGAAAAGUGAAUCGCAAAACCAGCAGAAGCUACAACAGCACUACCAGCAGCAGCGUCAGCAGCAACAUCUCGUGAAACUGUCGCAGCUGCAACAAAAAAAGUCGCGACCACAACAGCUGCUUCAGCAGAAGCCCAACACUGCGAUGUCCAGCGAGCCGAGACGUUGUCUAGGACAGCUGUCCACAAACAACAGCACAUUGCCACAGCUGGAAUACUAUCGUGAGGAAACGCAGACCUCGUCCGAAGAACUCAUAAUAGAGACGCUGAAUACAGACGAGCCGCAACCCAUGAACUACGGAGACUAUCCGCCAGAGCUGCAGACGCUCUUUAGCUGGAAUUUUUGCAAUCUCUGUCGCACUACUAUGAGAACAAUGCACAAUGCUGUGGACCAUUAUUCUUCACGCUCACACGACCGGCGCGUUAGUUCCUGGCUGGUGCGGCACUUCUGUCAACAGGGCCAGAUGUCUGAUGACAUUUUAAAGUAUUUGCGAACCGCCGGGCCGGCAGCCUUUUAUUGCGAGCUCUGUGAUCUGAAGCUGACCUCAGUGAUGCAUGCACAGCAACAUUUCUUUGGGCGGCGCCAUCGGUUGGUCGCCCGUCACGUUACUACGCCCAAUGGCGAGGGUUUCUACGACAGCACCGGUCAUUGGGUGCGCACGGACGCCAAGUGGCUAAUGUGCGAGAUUUGCGACGUCAGCAUCACAUCGGAGACCCAAAUGGCAAUGCACGUGGCAGGUGCUCGCCACCGCAAGCGACUCCAUACUGCCUACCAGAACUGUGGUGUGGUGCCCGUGGAGGGGAGUCAUAUGUAUCGGAUCAAUGCCAAUGGCACACUCAUGCCACUCAAUCCGCUGGGGUUCUACUUGUAUGCGACUUGCAGCAAGUCCGAGAUUCGGAAGCUGAACGAUCUGAACGCAGCCUAUUAUUGCGAGGUGUGCAACAUAACGCUCAAUCAUCUGAAGUCCGUUAAGCAGCACGAAGAAGGCCGUAUGCAUCGCAAGAAAAUGGACCACUUUUUAGUACGUGUACUAUAGGAUGCGUGAGUCAAGCGAUACUGUCAGAAGCUGGGGACUUUUACUCUAAUUUCUAUUUAUUUUUUUAUAUACAUUUUUUCUAUGUUUUAUACAAGAAAAUAUAUAUCGCGAUAACUUAGUAUUUGGUAAAA